Molecule: messenger RNA, 1406 nt
Organism: Folsomia candida
Lineage: Eukaryota; Metazoa; Arthropoda; Collembola; Entomobryomorpha; Isotomidae
Exons: 3
Coding region: 59-1027 (322 amino acids)
Source: RefSeq, a predicted model, not a curated record
CCUCCCCUCAAAUUGGACUGGACCUGUCUUGACAUUUGACCCAGACUCCGGACAUGUCAUGACCAGGGGGCCUCCAACAGACGACUUCAUGAGUACACCCGUCGGACGGGCCUUCAUAGCAGGGAUGAUGGACAAUGACAAAAAAUCUUUCUGGAUCGACUGUUCCAUCAAUGUCGAGAGGAACACCACCAAAACCAACCAACAAAUCAAGGGUUUUGUUAACAGUACGCGUUUGUCUUUAGUACGAAGAAUUUUCCAGUCCGAUUUAAAGAAAAUCGAAGUGACACUUGGAUCACCAGGAAGGAUCAAGAUAACCAAAACCGACAAUGUCUACGAAAAUGACCUCCCAUUACAACCAUGGAACACCACAACACCAAACUUUGCACUACGUGUUACCGAUCCAACUACCCGUGUGAAAUUCACUGAGUCUAAAAUCGUGGAAAAUAUCAACAAAAACGCACAAUUUGGAUAUCUGGGCCCGGGUACUUAUUGGUGCCGUGACUCACUAUGCACCCAGGAGCAACUAAUGACGUCAAGGAAUAGUGUAAAGUGGGGUCCAUCCGACGACCAGGUCAUCCACUUGGAUCGAAGAUUCACCUGCUGUUCUAACGACGUCGUAUACCUAAUCUACUGUCAACGUUGCUUGGAUGAAGGCAACUGGGCAUCAUACGUAGGAGAAUCUAAUAACCGAAACUUUCAUAAAAGAAUGAAUGGUCAUGCAGACACCACGAGCGAUAGAUGGAAAAAGAAGUAUCCGUCUAUUCCCGAACUUCGACAACACAUCGAUCGGGUUUUAGGACGGAACGGAGAAGAAGCGAUCCAAGACAAGGAUCUUCGAUUGAAGAAUGUCAAUGUUCAUUUCAAUUUUGUCCAUCACAAAGAGGACCGACGCUACACUAUCAUCGAAGGUGGAUUCUCAUCAGAUAUAGUUCGCAAAGACACUGAAAGACAAUGGAUACAGCGGCUAGGGUACAGGCUGGGGUACAACAACAACAACGGAACCGGAAAUCUCAACUCGUGUUCAUAAACAUUAAGCAUAUUUAAUUCCGGAGGUAACUGACUCAUAGUCUUUAUUAAAUUUCAUCUUCCUUCCGUCAUGACUUACAUUUUAAGUUUGUUAAUAAUAUUUAUAUGACCUCGUAUUGAUUUUAUUAAGCCCAUAAUUGCUACAAGUUUGGGUAUUUACAAGAGAAAAUGAACAUACCUCAGACUAAAACUUUUAUGUUGAAAGAAUGUCAAAUGUGCUAUUUUGAGAAAAUGAGCUUCUUCAAAAAUUACUAAAUUUAUAUUUAAUUAACAAAUGUUAAUGUACCAUAUAAUCUCAAUAGUUAAUCAAUCACUCUACUUUUUCACGACUAACCAUAGUAUUAUACUUCAAGCAAAAAUAUGACUCACUUAUCAACUUA